UUGCUUUCUUUACUCUGCCCCCAAAAAAAUUUGAUUUCAAUUUUCUUAGACUAGGGUUUAUGCUUUCUAGGGUUUUAAGAAUAAUCUGGUGAAGUAGAAUUGAAAGAGAAAGGGGGAAAACAGGAAUGAACAAAAUGCAGCAGCAGCAGCAGACGCCGAUGAAUUCAGCUCCUUCGACGCCUCUCAAUCUCGUCUCCACCGAGCAGAUUCAGAAGUGUUUGGAUGAGAACAUGAACUUGAUCAUGGCGAUAUUGGAAAGCCAGAAAAUGGGGAAAGUGGCGGAAUGUGCACAGUACCAAGCCAUCCUUCAGAAAAAUUUAAUGUAUUUAGCUGCAGUUGCGGAUGCUCAGCCUCAAGGAUCCACAACCACCCCUUCACAGGUUCCGACUAGUACAUUUCCUCAACAAGCAGAUCCCCGUUUGAUGCAAACUCCUAGUUCAGCAGUGCAGCAGCAGCAGCAACAGCAGCAGCAACAACAGCAGCAGCAGCAGCAGCAGCAGCAGCAGCAGCAGCAACAGCAGCAGCAAAGCAAGUUGCCUUUCCAGCUGAAUCCGCUGCGAUCACAAGAGCAGCAGCAGAAUCAAAUGCUCCAGUUUCAGCAGCAACACCAAUUGCAAGGGCAUUUUGGUCAUGCCCCUAAUAGCGGUUUGCAUUUACUUAUGCAGCAACCUGGACUUUCCAAUUCGCCAAAUUUAAUGGACUUCAGAGGCAGCCAAUCGGACGAUAGGCAAGGAAACUCGUCCGCCUUGGGGCCUAUGGAUAGCAGAGAGUAAUAUUGCCACACACUUUGAACGACUUGUGUUUCUUAAACGUGAAUUGGAACAAUUAAAGAUUUGUCUUAUUUUGCCCUUUUUGGAAUGUUAGUUCCCUAGACUUAAUUGUUGAUUGUCGUCUUUAACUGCUAGCAUUGCGGUAUUUAUGGAGAUGAUUAGUGUGCUUCUUUUAUUGCCAAAGUUGUGCAUGUAUCUUG
Messenger RNA from Erythranthe guttata (spotted monkey flower), 970 nucleotides. RefSeq lists its product as uncharacterized. Lineage: Eukaryota; Viridiplantae; Streptophyta; Magnoliopsida; Lamiales; Phrymaceae. The record is from RefSeq and is a predicted model, not a curated record.